AUGAACGAAAUUCAACUCAGGAUUGAUCGGCAACAACAAUACGAAAAAAAGCAACGAGAACAGGAGGAACAAAAACAUGGAAAGAAACGAAAUAGAGAUUUUCAAAAGAAAGAUGAUACAAAUUUACCUCCGGGAUAUACCUAUAACUAUGGAAAUGUUGAUAGAUCCCGUACAUCAAAGGUGAAGGAUAAACGGAGUGCUCCUUUGCAGAUUACGGCUGAACAAAUCAUCAGAGAGGCCUAUGAAAGAUCUGAAAAGGAUAUUGUUGCUCCGAAGCUAGACAUCAAGGAUAUGGAGGAAUUGGAGGAGUAUCGACUUCGGAUGAGAAAACAAUAUGAAGACAACAUUAGGAAGAAUAGAUAUAGAAUUAUUAAUUAUAUUAGAUAUGCUCAAUGGGAAGAAAAACAAAACCAACUUGAGAGAGCACGAUCAGUUUUUGAAAGAGCACUUGAUGUAAAUUAUCGGGAGAUUAGUCUGUGGUUAAGAUAUGCAGAAAUGGAAAUGAGAAACAAAUUUAUUAAUCAUGCAAGAAACGUUUGGGAUAGAGCAGUCAGCUUGCUACCUCGUAUCGAUCAGCUAUGGUACAAGUACAUUCACAUGGAAGAAAUGCUAAAAAAUGUCAAUGCAGCAAGGCAGUUGUUUGACAGAUGGAUGGAGUGGCAGCCAGACGAAAAAGGGUGGAAGUCUUAUGUGAGCUUUGAACUUAGAUAUGGUGAAAUCGAAAGAGCAAGAAUAGUGUGUGAAAAAUUUAUAAGAGUGCAUCCCCAAAUCAAGACAUGGCUUUAUUAUGCCAAAUUCGAGCAAAAGUAUGGCCAAGAAGAAGGAAAAGAUAGAGCAAGAUUAAUUUUUGAAAGAGCAACCACGUUAUUUGAUCUUGAUGUGUUAUUGAAAGCACAAAAUUUCACUCGACAAAAUUUGGACGAGGUAGUCGGUCUCUAUAUUGCUUUUGCCGAAUUUGAGGUUACCAACAAUGAAAUUGAAAGAGCUAAUGCAAUUUACAAAUAUUUACUUGACCGUGUGCCAAAAGACUAUGCUGAAGGCCUCUAUCAGAAAUUUAUUUCCUUCCAAAAGCAAUUUGGAGACGCUAACAGCAUUGAAAACGUCAUUUAUAACAAGAAGCGAUUCGAAUUUGAAAAUGAGCUCAAAGAAAAUCCAAACAAUUAUGAUGUUUGGAUUCAGUAUUUACAAAUGACAAUGGAACACAACGGAUCUGACAAUCUUGAUGAGACAAGAGAUUUAUUCGAGAGGGCCAUUGCAAAUGUUCCACCACUCAAGGAAAAACGUUUCUGGAAACGAUAUAUUUACAUUUGGAUUAAUUACGCAUUAUUCGAAGAAUUGACUGCAAAGAAUAUUACUAGAACGAGACAAGUCUAUCAAGGAUGUUUAGAGCUACUAAGAAGCGAAGAAUACUCUGCUCCCAAUAUUAACUUCUCUAAAAUUUGGAUCAUGUUUGCUCAUUUCGAAAUUAGACAACGAAAUAUUGAUGAUGCCAGAAAAAUUCUCAAUGCAGCUGUAUUGUGCCUUCCAAAAGAUAAGAUCUUCAAAGAAUACAUCAAAGUUGAAUUAUCGUUAGGAAAUAUUGACACUGUGAGACAGCUGUUCCAAAAGCAACUUGAGGUGUCGCCUUCGAGCUGUGAGUCAUGGAAGAAUUAUGCAGAAUUAGAACAAAAGGUUAAGGAAUUUGAAAGAGCUAGAAGAAUUUAUGAGUUGGCAGUGAGCCAACCCAAUCUAGAUAUGCCAGAACUCAUUUGGAAGUGUUAUAUAGAUUUUGAAAUUGAACAAAAAGAAUAUGACAAAGCUAGAGCUCUAUUCAAGAGACUUCUCGACAAGACUAAACAUGUUAAAGUUUGGAUAAGCUAUGCACUAUUUGAAAAAAGUCUAGGAAUAGAUAACAUUGAACGAACACGCCAAGUUUAUGAAGAUGCUUACACGUACUUUAAAAAGGGUUCCAUAGAAGAAGGAGGUCAACAACAAACUGCAGAUGAGGAGGCCCAAAUUGCCAAAAGAGAACAACGAUAUCAAUUAUUACUGUCAUGGAUUGCAUUUGAGGAAUCUCUCGAAAAUAAUCAAGAAAGGAUUGACAAAUUAAAACAAAAGAAACCAACAAAGAUUCGACGAAAGAAGAAAGUUCUCAAUCAAGAAGGAGAGGCCUCAGGAUGGACCGAAUACGUUGACUAUGUCUUUAAAGAUGACGAGGCAGAAGGAACAACCAAUAAGGCCAAUUUGAAGAUUCUCGAAAAGGCUCUCCUCUGGAAGAAAAUGCAACAACAAAAACAAAAGACCCAACAAUAA
This is a messenger RNA of Naegleria fowleri, 2292 nucleotides long. RefSeq lists its product as uncharacterized. Gene Ontology annotation, molecular function: protein binding. Gene Ontology annotation, cellular component: Prp19 complex; precatalytic spliceosome; post-mRNA release spliceosomal complex. Gene Ontology annotation, biological process: spliceosomal complex assembly; mRNA splicing, via spliceosome. Bases 1 to 2292 code for a protein of 763 amino acids. The record is from RefSeq and is a predicted model, not a curated record. The transcript has a single exon. NCBI's taxonomy places the organism in Eukaryota, Heterolobosea, Eutetramitea, Acrasida, Naegleriidae.